Messenger RNA from Synchiropus splendidus (mandarinfish), 1569 nucleotides. It is a transcript of the gene tmem88bl, whose product is annotated as transmembrane protein 88. The coding region runs from base 129 to 647 and encodes 172 amino acids. Gene Ontology annotation, molecular function: PDZ domain binding. The record is from RefSeq and is a predicted model, not a curated record. The transcript has 3 exons. Gene Ontology annotation, cellular component: plasma membrane. Lineage: Eukaryota; Metazoa; Chordata; Actinopteri; Syngnathiformes; Callionymidae.
ACAGCGCGGGUUCGAGUCCGGCAGUUGCUGCUGCUGCUAUUCUCAUCCCUUUUAACGGACGAUCUGGACGAACAACCGAGUUUGAACAGGAAGCACAGCAUCGAGGAGGACUUGACGGGAUUAAGAGGAUGUGUGGGGUGGACGUGGACCUGGAUGAUGGAGGCUCCUGUGAAGAGGAGAAGGAGGAGUUCUGGAUGGGUGAGGGAGUGAAGAUGCUGCCUCCACCUGUGGCACACAGUGAAGGCAGCGCAUGGGGCAGCCGACGGGGCAGACUGGGCUGUGUGACCUGCGGCGUGGCGCUGAUCCUGUGGGAUCUAGGUGUGGUGAUAGGGAGCGCUCUUCUCCUGGUGCUGGUCUUCUCCGUGGUGCUGCUGCCUGCUGUUCUGCUGCUCUACGCUGGAUUCCUCUGCCAUUCCAGAGUCCUUGACGCCCAGUCGGCGAUCUGCCGUUACCUUGACGACAACAGCUGCUCCGCCCUUAUCAUCCUUGGCUUCGUGAUGAUGUCACCGCUGGUGGUCGUGGCAGCGGCGAUUUUCUGUGGGCUGAUGCGGAGAUUCCGAGUCCUGCUACUCAUCCAGCCGAUUUCCCGGGCCUGGUACCGAGGGCGGCUGAUGGACUGGGCCAGAAGCAUCCAUGCCUGGGUCUGAUCAGAGAGGAGGGUCGCACGUUGACGUUUAAUGGCGGUCGAUGAUUGUUCAAACAAUAAAAGUCAUUCAAAUAUCACUAUCUGAACAACAGGCAGGUGAAGAUGAACUUCAAAUUCACUAUUUAUCGACAUGCGUCUUCAGAACGUGGAUGCUAGCUGGACAUUAUGACAAUCUGGAAGUGUGGUUUCCACUGAAUCUUAAGCGAUAAUAUGCUGGUAUCCCACAUGUGUUGGAUUGACAACAGUUAGCCUUGCUUUGGUUUGGCCUGGUGCUAGUGGUAGAAUAUAUGACAGAUGCUAAAUGAUAACUAUAGUGAAUAAAAUAUUAGCUUUUGCUCAAAACACCAAAUUGUUCUGGUGCAACAUUUGCUGAGCAGAGUGAAAGCUGAGGGCAGGAAGGUAACAGCACAACAAUGAUCUGGGAUCACGUAUCUGGAGGUGCCUGGGACGGUACUGGAUCAAACAGUUAUGAACACUGAAGGUUGUUUUAGGAAAGAUCUAGUUCAUUCAGAGCUUGAUGAUAUUAUUGGUAGCGGCAGUUAUCUUAUUUAUAUCGAGCCCCAUGCAAAUCUGUUUCAAUAUUAACCUCUUUGUGAUCAUUUGUUUCAUGUUAUUUGUAAGUAACAUUAAUGGUUUUGUGGCAAGCUGUGGUGUUGUGGAUUUGUGAUGGAGCACCUUCGUAGGGGGAGACGAGCAGAACCCAGCCAGAAGAGAACUGUAGUUUCCACCUGCUGUUCACUCUGAUCCAGAUGUUCUGUUGGGAUUGAAAUCAUCAGACUCAUGCGCUUUGAUGUUGUCCAGCCAUUAAAAUUCAUGACAAAUUCUGGUUCGUCCUGACAGCUGAGGAAGGACCGUGUCGUGGAGAAAACGGACUUUGUUGUAAACAGAAAUGUUGCCACUAAUGCAGUGAUCAUAUUAAAAUG